This is a messenger RNA of Cololabis saira (Pacific saury), 1980 nucleotides long. It is a transcript of the gene cstf2, whose product is annotated as cleavage stimulation factor, 3' pre-RNA, subunit 2. The transcript is spliced from 13 exons. Gene Ontology annotation, biological process: mRNA 3'-end processing. The record is from RefSeq and is a predicted model, not a curated record. Gene Ontology annotation, molecular function: mRNA binding. Bases 20 to 1564 code for a protein of 514 amino acids. Gene Ontology annotation, cellular component: mRNA cleavage and polyadenylation specificity factor complex. Lineage: Eukaryota; Metazoa; Chordata; Actinopteri; Beloniformes; Belonidae.
ACUCAUUUCUGUCCCCGACAUGGCGACCGUCGCCGCGGCCAACGCGGCUGCUGCAGCCGCCGCUGCCGCCAACAGAGACCCCGCCGUGGAUCGAUCACUGCGAUCCGUGUUCGUGGGAAAUAUUCCGUAUGAAGCCACAGAGGAACAGCUGAAAGACAUAUUUUCUGAAGUCGGACUUGUUGUUAGUUUCAGGUUGGUAUAUGACAGGGAGACGGGGAAGCCGAAGGGCUAUGGCUUCUGUGAGUACCAGGACCAGGAGACGGCGCUCAGCGCCAUGAGGAACCUGAACGGGAGGGAGUUCAGCGGCCGAGCCCUGCGGGUGGACAACGCUGCCAGCGAGAAGAACAAGGAGGAGCUCAAAAGUUUGGGGACGGGAGCUCCUAUCAUUGAGUCUCCUUAUGGAGAUAAUGUCUCACCAGAGGAGGCCCCAGAGUCCAUCAGCAGAGCUGUGGCCAGUCUCCCACCAGAGCAGAUGUUUGAACUCAUGAAACAGAUGAAACUGUGUGUGCAAAACAGUCCCCAGGAGGCGAGGAACAUGCUGCUGCAGAACCCCCAGCUGGCGUACGCUCUGCUGCAGGCUCAGGUGGUCAUGCGGAUCGUAGACCCAGAGAUCGCUCUGAAAAUGCUCCAUCGUCAAACUGCAGUCCCGCCUCUGAUUCCCGGUGUGCAGGGUGGAGGAGCACCACCCGUCAAUCCUCCUGCACAGCCCGCCGUGCCGGUGUCUCAGCCGCAGCCUGUGGCUGGAAUGCAUGUGAAUGGAGCCCCCCAGAUGAUGCAGCCCCCUAACAUGGGUGUUGUGCCAGGACCAAUGCCUGGACCAGGACCAGGACCGGGACCCGGACCAGUACAAGCACCAGUCGGACCUCCAGGAAACCUUCAGCAUUCUCCCACAGGAUCGGCCGGUCCAGCUGCCAUCGAGCGGCCUCAAGGACCAGGUGGUAUCCCCCCGAGAGGGCUGCUGGGAGAUGGUCCUAACGAUCCCAGAGGAGGAACUCUGCUGUCUGUCACCGGAGAAGUCAUCGAGCCCGGCCGCCCCUACAUGGGAGCUCCCCCACCUCACCAAGCUCCACCUGUGCACAUGCCGCAGAUGGCAGGCGGACCUCCUCCAGAUAUGAGAGGGCCUCCGAUGGACAUGAGAGGCCCACCCAUGGGUGAACCUCGACCCAUGAUGGUUGACCCGCGAGGGCCCCAGAUGAUGGAGCCCCGAGGGCCUCCCAUGGAAGCCAGAGGCCGUGACCCGAGAGCAAUGGAUGCUCGUGGGCCCGUGACGGGCCAGAGGGUUCCCAUGGCAGCAGGAAUGCAAGGCCCUGUCCCUCAUAACAUGGGUCCAAAUGCUCCUGCACCUGCAAGACCGGGUCCUGGUAUUUCUGGCGUCCCCCCUUCAGGCGGCGGCUUCAGUCCUGGUCAGAGUCAGGUCUCCACGCAGGACCAGGAGAAGGCGGCCCUGAUCAUGCAGGUGUUGCAGCUGACCCCAGAACAGAUUGCCAUGUUGCCUCCAGAGCAGCGGCAGAGCAUCCUCAUCCUCAAAGAGCAGAUUCAGAAGACUGCCACCGGGGCACCUUGAUUGUCUUGAGUGAUGAAAUACUAAGCAGGCGGAGGUGGAGUUUCUACUCACAAUUGUACUCGGAGCAUUUUAAAACAUGGUCCUGUUGUCAUUGAGCAACCUUUUCCAAAAACACGGUUGUUUUUUCUGCUUUGUGAUUAUGUCAGGACCUGUGCUCUGCCCCUCCCUGUCCCGCCUGUCUGCUGCUUGAACAGACCUGAAGACUUGUCAUCUAAACUUGGAAUAUUGUAGUUUUUUUCUGUUUUGUAUUAAAGUGUAAAGUUGAUCUAAAUGGGUUGGAGAGAAAAAAUAAAAAUAAAAAAAAAAGUGAAACUUUUUAGGAUAAUACCAGUGAAGGAACACGACACCCAGCAACAAACAUGGUUUCAUUUUUUUCAUGUUAUGCCUCUUUUGUCAAUAAAACAAUACACAGAUCA